Messenger RNA from Metarhizium album ARSEF 1941, 957 nucleotides. RefSeq lists its product as uncharacterized. Bases 1 to 957 code for a protein of 318 amino acids. The transcript has 2 exons. NCBI's taxonomy places the organism in Eukaryota, Fungi, Ascomycota, Sordariomycetes, Hypocreales, Clavicipitaceae. The record is from RefSeq and is a predicted model, not a curated record.
AUGUCUCGAACCCAGGCGCUACAGCUUCAAUCUGUGUACACACCCAUCAAGGACGCCAUGCAACGACGCGAAAAUGGCGUUACGAAGAACAGGAAGACACCACUGACUGGUAGUGGCAGAGCAUGGAGGGAAGAUGAGGAAGCCUACCUUGUUCAGACCCGGCUGCAGAAAAUGCCAUACAAACAUAUCGCUGCGCACCUGAACAAGACGGAACUCGCGUGUCGCCUGCAUUAUCAUCAGUUGUCCCAUGGCAGCACUCGACGCAAGCGAACUGCGUCUUGCUCUUCUGGAUCUUCGGACCCUUCCCCCAGCCGGCCAGCAACAUACUCAAGCCCCGGGCUUCGCGGCGAGGCUCGUUCGCUGUCUCCUCCGAUGGCCGCGGCCAGCUACCUCCCCAAGCUGCUCAACAGUGACAUGAAGCUGUCACGCAUCAUGUCCGGGGAGACGUCACCGCGGCUGCCUGCCAUUUUGCCCAAGCCAGAAGGUGUUCCGCACCCUCAUGGCGGUGAAGUGUUGCCUCGACACGCGAUUAUGACUCCCGAACAACACAACGAGCCCCUGCCGUCCGUCAUGAACAUGCGCCACUACAGGAGUCCGCCGUACGGGCCUCCUGUUCCGCCUCUCCGACUCGAUACGGGCCGUUUGUCGCCGCCGUCGGCGUCAGUCCCCGUCCACACGGCUGCUCAUGUGGACCUCGGGCGACUCCGCGCAAUCUACGAAGCACGCAAGUCUGCUUUUUGGGCCUCCAUAGUUGAGGAGUACGGAAUGAAUGCAUCCGCAGCUGCGCUGGAGCAGGCCUGGAAAACAGGAGCUUGCUGCCAGCACAGCGAGAGCAGCCCCAUGACGCCGGUGGCGAGCCCAGACAAGGACGGUAGCGCGGGAUACCGGAUGAAGGGUCAAGACAAGACAAGGAUAUCAUCCAUUUUAGACGACGACACCGACCGACGGUUUCGUUGA